AUGACACUGAUAAAACUAGAAUGCCUGGAUACAAUAUUGAUCGAAUCGGAAAGGGAUGUCAUGCAAUGUUGUAUAUGUCAGGACAUACUCCGGGACCCAGUGGUGGCCCCCUGUUGUCGGCAAAUAGUUCUCGAAAAUAUGUUAAUGAACUUUAAAAUUACGUGCGAUUAUAAGGAUAACGGGUGUAAUGAAGUGCUCAAAUUAGACCAAUUGAGCAAGCACAUAAUUAAUUGUCAAUAUAAGAUUUGUGAGAGAUGUGACUGCGUUAAACAGCCUAACCACGACUUGUACUGAGACACAAUUAUUUGACUCAGCAAGGGAACACAUAACAAGCAUUGAAGUAAUUCGAAAUCGUAAAUUUUACUACCAUGAAACGGAAAGAAUAAAAGACUGCACAUUUACUGAGAUCUUGGCAAAUAGCUCGCUGC
Oppiella nova is the source of this 428-nucleotide messenger RNA. NCBI's taxonomy places the organism in Eukaryota, Metazoa, Arthropoda, Arachnida, Sarcoptiformes, Oppiidae. The record is from the annotation of a GenBank genome assembly.